Messenger RNA from Sphaerodactylus townsendi, 2185 nucleotides. It is a transcript of the gene COTL1, whose product is annotated as coactosin like F-actin binding protein 1. The record is from RefSeq and is a predicted model, not a curated record. Gene Ontology annotation, biological process: regulation of actin filament polymerization. Gene Ontology annotation, molecular function: actin filament binding. Lineage: Eukaryota; Metazoa; Chordata; Lepidosauria; Squamata; Sphaerodactylidae. Gene Ontology annotation, cellular component: site of polarized growth; actin filament; cortical actin cytoskeleton. The coding region runs from base 458 to 886 and encodes 142 amino acids. The transcript is spliced from 4 exons.
GGGGGGGGGUUUUCAGCAAAAAAAAGGGGGGGGCAAGCGAGGUGGGGAGGCAGGAAAGAUGCCCCCGCCCUCUCUCGACCAAAGGGCCAAUCGAGAGGCACCAGGCGGGCGGGGAAAGGGUUAAGCCGGUGCUGCUCGGACUGCUCAUUCCGGCGAAGGGUGCGAAGGGAAGCGCCAGUCCGGCUGCAGAGGAGGGGGCCGCCAGUGGGGUCUUCGCUCGCUCCCCCCCGCCCCGGCUUCUCCUCCGGCAUCUCGCGGCUCUUUGCAGGCAGACCAGAGAAUCCACCACUCCGCGGCUCCUGACGGCAGAUUAGAGAAUCCACCCGGCGCAGGCGACGCUCCCCUGGGCUGCAGGAGACUGUAGGAGGGGGGGGAGCGCCGCUGCCAUUCAUCCGGACCGCACUUUUCUCCUUCUUCGCCCCCUUCCUUGAGCUCUCCCCCCCCCCCCGGCAAGGAAAUGGCCACGAAAAUCGACAAAGAGGCGUGCAGGGAAGCCUAUAACCUCGUCAGGGACGACAGCACAGACGUGAACUGGGUGUCGUUCAAGUACGACGGGGUCACAAUAGUUCCUGGUCACAGUGGAGUUGACUAUGAGGAGUUUACACGAGAAUGCACAGACGAUAUCCGAUUGUUUGGCUUUGUCCGAUUUACCACUGGCGAUGCUAUGAGCAAGCGGGUCAAAUUUGCUCUGAUCACAUGGAUCGGGGAGAGCGUCAGCGGCCUGCAGAGAGCCAAGACAGGAACAGACAAGACUUUGGUUAAAGAAGUAGUACAGAAUUUUGCCAAAGAGUUUGUGAUCAGCGACCACAAGGAACUGGAUGAAGACUAUAUCAAGAGCGAGCUGAAGAAAGCCGGGGGUGCGAAUUACGAUGCCCAGACGGAGUGAACGCACAGUGGUUUCCUGGUCCCCCGGGCCCAGAUCAGGAAGGGAGGGGGGAGAAAAGCACAACAGGUCUUCAAAAAUCGAAACUGAGCGAGAAGGCAAGGCAAGUGAGAGGCCGGCUCUGCAGUCUGCGAAGCUUCUUCCAAGCCCCUUCCUGUGUCUCCAAAUGGACCUUGACUUCUCAUUCCAUCCAGUGAAUCAUCUCUGCCUUUGAUCCCUCCUUUUCACAUUGUUUAAACGAAUCUGUCUCUUCUAACAAAUGUUACACAGCUCUUUAGACACCAGCUGCCCUGUUUUCUCCCAAGUUCUGUUCUCACAGUUUGUUCUGAAUUCGCCAUAUCCAUUCUUGCUUAGGGGAGGUUUGUGCAUGACCCUCCCGUGGUAGAAGAACUCCCAGAAAUGAGCACCGAGUGAGUUAGCGGCAGCCUAAUCUUGCUGGGUUUUGUGGGGGGCUUGUUCCCAAAUAGAUGUGCACAGGAUUGCAGCCGUACACCCUGGCUCUGAGCCCAGUUCCUCAAACUCAAUCCCCUGCUGAAUUCAAUGAGGCCUCUUCUCGAGAAAGUUUGCAGAGGUUCAUGGCAGCACAGUCCUGGCUACACCAGCAGCUGCUAAUGCCAGUGGAUCUCUGGGCUUACACCAGCCUAAACCUGCUGCUCUGGUAUAAUUUAGAGACACACUUACACACUUGUGUAAGGGACUUACAGAGCACUCCUCUGCAGAGUUAAUCCAGUUUAAACUCCCAGAAAUUAAUGGAUUUAGCCUGGAAUAAUAAUCCACAUGAUGGAACUGUUGGUCAAUAUCCUAUGGCCGUGGUGGCGAACCUUUGGCACUCCAGAUGUUAUGGACUACAAUUCCCAUCAGCCCCUGCCACCAUGGCAGGGGCUGAUGGGAAUUGUAGUCCAUAACAUCUGGAGUGCCAAAGGUUCGCCACCACAGUCCUAUGGCUUUCUGCCUGGGGUAACUCCAGUAUAGGAUUUUGGUGUUAGUUUGGCAGAUGUUUCGGGGGGAUUUUGAUGCUCUUUUUUUGUUGUUGAGAAUGUGCAUUAUUUUGUUCCGCAACUCAAGGCGAUCCUCUCAAACUGGACCCCAAACUGUGGUCUGUAGCAGGAAUUCUAUGGAUUACUUGAGUGGAAGUAGCCUGUAUUUCAGUUCUUAACGAAACAGGAAGGAAUAUAAUUUGCCUUAACAGAAUUGCUUGGCUGUGUGCUCUGUAUCCUCCUCUUCUAAAGAAAGGGUCUUUUUUUAAAAAAAUCUCUUUUUGUAAGUAGCUAUAACAACAGUAAACAAGGGGUGGGAAGCAAA